Lactuca saligna is the source of this 1440-nucleotide messenger RNA. The record is from the annotation of a GenBank genome assembly. NCBI's taxonomy places the organism in Eukaryota, Viridiplantae, Streptophyta, Magnoliopsida, Asterales, Asteraceae.
AUGGAUUCCAGUGCCUCUUCUUCUCACGAUGAUUUAGACCUAGAAAUGAGUCACCAGAUCAUCAACCCCACCCGUCCUCCCGACAUCAAUCUCCCUCUCUCGGAUGAAAGAACCUCCCCACCCUCAUGGAAUCAAGAUCAGUGUGAAGUUCUCGAUGUUGGAGUCGGACUAGUCUCACAGCUAUACGAAACUGAAAGCUUCCUAAACGGAAACGUCCCUAAAGUUGGAAGAAAGUGUGCGAAAAGAGUAGAUAGCAUAUGGGGUGCUUGGUUUUUCUUCAGUUUUUACUUUAGGCCAGUCCUGAAUGAGAAAUCCAAAUCCAAGAUUGUAAGAGACAGCAAUGGGGUUUCCGGGUUUGACAAAUCAGACCUCAAUCUUGAUGUCUUCAUGGUCCAACACGAUAUGGAGAACAUGUACAUGUGGGUUUUCAAAGAAAGACCUGAAAAUGCAUUGGGGAAGAUGCAGUUAAGAAGUUACAUGAACGGGCAUUCAAGACAAGGGGAACGCCCCUUUCCUUUCAGUGUUGACAAGGGUUUUGUUCGAUCUCAUAGAAUGCAAAGAAAACAUUACAGAGGCCUCUCAAAUCCUCAAUGUGUCCAUGGAAUUGAAGUUGUCCCUUUGCCUAAUCUAACCAUACUCGAUGAAGAUGAACUCAAAAGAUGGACAGAACUUACUGGAAGAGAUUUAAAUUUGUUGAUCCCAUCUGAAGCUAGUGAUUUCAGUUCAUGGAGAAAUCUUCCAAACACCGAAUUCGAACUUGAAAGGCAACCUGUAACAAGAAGCAACAACAAUUUAAACUCUCAGUCAAAGAAGUUGCUGAAUGGGUCAGGGCUAAAUCUGUCAACUCACACCAAUGGGGAUGCUGACCUGUCACCCGUCAUCAAGAAAAGGAAAGACCUGUUGGAAGAUAUCUGUUUGACUGUUAAUAAUCAUCCUCCUGAUGGGUUACCAAACCCAAACCCAAACCCAAACCCAAAUGAGCCGUAUUGGUUGAAUGAGUUUUCUGGGGUUGUGAGGAAUGCGUGUGGGCCCGUGACAGCUGCAAAGACAAUAUAUGAAGAUGAAGAAGGUUACUUGGUUGUUAUAAGUUUGCCAUUUGUUGAUCUUCAAAAGGUUAAAGUGUCUUGGAGGAAUACCCUUACACAUGGCAUUAUUAAGGUUUCUUGUAUAAGUGUUUCUAGAAUGCCAUUUGUAAAAAGACGUGAUCGCACCUUCAAGCUCACUGAUCCGUGUUUAGAACACUGCCCUCCUGGGGAAUUUGUGAGAGAAAUUCCACUGUCUACCCGAAUUCCUGAAGAUGCAAAUAUAGAAGCUUAUUAUGAUGGACCAGGGUCAGUGUUGGAAAUUUUGGUCCCAAAGCUUCGUGAAGGGCCUGAAGAACAUGAAGUGCGGGUUUGUCUUCGGCCUCAUCUUGUUGGUAAUGAACUUAAGUUGACUUGA